Phasianus colchicus (ring-necked pheasant) is the source of this 924-nucleotide messenger RNA. NCBI's taxonomy places the organism in Eukaryota, Metazoa, Chordata, Aves, Galliformes, Phasianidae. The record is from RefSeq and is a predicted model, not a curated record.
AUGCCACAAGGGCAGGCAGGACACGGUAACCCCAGCGGCGUGCCGCAGCCCGGCACCGCCCGGCUCUGCCCGCAGCGACACCGAGACCGCAGCCUCCCGCCGGGCGGGGAGCGAGAGGACAGCAGGGCCGGGGCCGCCCCGCUCCUCGCGGCGGGCUCACGGCAGGGGGACGGCGAGAGCCACCCCCCCGCGCCCGGGCCCCAGCGAGGCCCCUUCCCCCGGGAAGCCGCUCUGCCCCUCAGCCACGGCGCCGCCAGAGCCCGCGGCUCCAGUUUCAGAGUGGGAAGCGGCCCGCGGCGAAGCCAACACAAAGGGGCCCCUGUCCCCGCCGCGGAGCGGAGGCGUCGGCUGCGGAGAGAGGCGGGCGGGGAAGCGGGAGCGGGGCGGCCCGCCGAGCCCCCAGCGGUGCGAGCCGCCGGGCGCCCGAUGAAGGUCAGAUCGGCGGCCGGGCAGCGCGGGGCUCCGCCGGGAGCCUCCCCCAGCCGCACGGCAGCCCGCCGAGCCUCGCCGCGCCCGCAGGCAGCGCGUCGCGCAGCCGCCUCCUCUCCACGAAGAAACUUUUCCCUCGCGGCAGCCGCCGAGCCGCCAGGAGCCCCAGCGCUCCGCACAGAGCCGGCCCGGCAGGAGACACCUCGCUUACCUCGCCGGCAGCACGGUACGGCGCGGCCCGGCGGUCAGCAGGCACCUGGGCCGAGCGGGACGGGCCCUCCCCUAUUUCAGCCGCGGGACGCGGGGGCUCCCGCCCCGCCCCCAGCAGCUGCCGGCAGGGCGGGCCCGGCGCUGGGGGCAGCCCGCUGGCGGCGGGGCAGCGCCGAAGAGGCUCCCUCCGCUCCGCCCUCUCCUGAUCCAAUUAACGGGCCCUGCCCGGGCAGGUGGGGUCGGGCUGGGGGGCGGCGUUCUCCCUCGGUGCCGGGAGCCGGGUGA